UUGGGAGUUUUACCGCCAUGAUCGAUCAGAUCAGACCAGACCAGACCAAAAAUGAAGAUCUAAUUAUCGAUAAAGUGUAGGACCUACUUUGAUCUGCCCAUAAAUCUUAUCGACUCCAUGUCUACUUAAACAUAUGAGUUCUAAUUACUUCUUAGUUCUUAGUGGCUCUACAACCAUUUAUCUCUUUUAUUAUUCCAACCCUUUUCUCUGUCCCUAAGUGCAUUGAACUCUUGCCCACUGCAUCUUCUUCUUCUUCAGGUACCCAUCAUCAAACCCUCUUUUUGGGAUAAAAAGAUCUCUCUUUUUGUUCCUUUUUCCUUGUGUUUUUCUCUUCUAGUCAAUGUCCUUAUCACUAAUUUUGGGUUUCUUUUCUCUUUUGUAGCUUUCACUGAAUUGCCUCUUCUGGUAUUUUGUUAAUAUAUAUAUAUAUACACUUUCAUGGCUAUGUUUGUAAUUGGUACAAGGGUAUUACAAUCCGAGAACAAUGGCUUCCCUAUUCGAGAUGCUUCAUUUUCUUCCUACCUCAAUUCUACAGAACAUGUGAAGAAAGCCGAAGAUGGAGAAAUUGACGUCUUCGAAGCAGAGAAAUACUUUAAUGGAGUUAUUGAUGAACGAAGAUCAAAACUUUUCGUCAAUGAGCCAAAAGAUAUUGAAGAAAUCAAGCCUGAAUAUGUCCAAUUGAACCUACCCAGAGUUCGAUUCGAAACGCCAAGUAUUCGUUCCGAAUCGAGCUGGAAUAGCAGCGGCUUGCUGCUUCAAAGAAGCACGAGGCGUAACAAUUGUUACAUUAAUGACAUUCAUAAUCCUCUGCCUCGAACAAACAAGACCAACAAGAGCCAAAUCAAGAACUUCAUCUCCACCCUCGGAUGCAAUUGUUCGUGCAACGGAAAGAACUCAGUCGAUAUUAUCGAUGAGAGAACAACCGCUAUAAGAUCUGUUCAAUCGAGCCCAAUGAGUUCAUAUUUGGUUCAACCCAAAAAAUCCCCGACGAAUCCCUGGCUAACCGGAGAAGUAGAAGAUAAAAUUGAAAGGAAGUCGUUGGAAGUGUUUGGAUCCCCUGUUCAUAGAAUCCCAAUUAGAUCGAUCGUCGAUGAUGAAACGUGCAGCGACGCAAGCUCGGAUUUGUUCGAGAUCGAGAGCUUGGCCACCACAAAUACAAACACGAAUUCUAAUAAUUUCAACCGGCGAGGGUCGGACGGAACGAACACGCCAAGGGAUUACGCCCCAAGUGAGGUGAGUGUAGAUUGGAGCGUGGUCACCGCAAGCGCGGCUGAUAUUUCUGUUCUAUCGGAUUUCGAUGACAUGAGAACGAUGUCAUUCUGCUCCAACGUGAGGAAAUUGUCUGACGGCGAUAGAAAUGAUCGUGUGCCGGAGAGGCGGCGGUCAGGGAUUCUAUCUGGUUGCAGGAGCUACAAGUCGGUUAGAGUGGCUGGAGAUGGUUAUAAGGGUAGGAAGAAAAUGGGUUCUAAUUCUAAUGGAUGUAAAAAUAUAGAAAUGCAACAUGAGUUGGAAUCUAACGUGCCGAUGACAAGGUUUGGAAAGGUGGCAGGGUUUGAUCGGGAUCUUAGAAAUGAAAGGCUAGGAUUUGAUGAUCGGUUUGUCUCUCAGUCACACUCAGCUCAUUACUCACGCAUUUUGUACGCAUAAUGAUUUUAUUAAGCAUUGUAUGUGGAUGUGGUGAAGAUUUCUAGAUUGUUAAGUUAGUGUACAAUUGGGUUUGAGUGUGUGUUUCUGUUUGUUUUCAAUCAAACUUGUAUGCCAUGAUUGUUUCAUUUUUAGGGUUUCUAAUUAAAUGUAUAAUGAAUUUGCUUAUCAUGAACAUUUUAAUGAGACUGAACUAUUCUUCA
Molecule: messenger RNA, 1847 nt
Organism: Impatiens glandulifera
Lineage: Eukaryota; Viridiplantae; Streptophyta; Magnoliopsida; Ericales; Balsaminaceae
Product: protein PHYTOCHROME KINASE SUBSTRATE 2-like
Exons: 1
Coding region: 439-1647 (402 amino acids)
Biological process (GO): phototropism
Source: RefSeq, a predicted model, not a curated record